UGUUGCAUAUCCUCUAUUAGUCUGUGGUCUGUCGUAAAAAACCUGAAAAUUGAAAAACACCUAUCAUCAAAUCAACCUUUGAUUUUUUAUUAUUUUUUGAUAAAGUGCUUGAGCUUGAGUACAGAAAAAUGUGGUUAAAUCAUAAUAAAUAACUAAUAUUAAGUGCUAAUGUUAUCAAUUGCGCAUUUAACAUAUAUUAUACAUAAUCACACGUAGCCAUGUACUCGUUCGAAGGGGAUUUUAGGCGCAAACCGCAACAAAAUCUAGCAGGCGCAAGUGCUCAACGAAAAACUGACAGGGACGCACUAAUCCUGCAGUCACAACAACAAAGACAGAAACGAGAGGAGCACAGAAAACAACUACACAGUGCUAUAAAAAUUCAGGCAUUUGUACGAAGCUAUUUAACGAGGAAACAUUGUAAACAACUGGAGAGGGAAGAGUUUGAUAAUAUCUUCUCUAAAUGUGAUGCUGAGAAUCAAAGCUUAAUGUCUUGGCUUCUGGCUAAAAUUCUAUUCUUCUAUGAUGACCAAAAGGAUUGUGCUAGAUUGGUUUCUAUAUCACAACUGCUACUUAAACAGUGGAAAAGGGUAUUUCAAAGCGGUGGUUCUUCAAUACAGAUAAGACGACUCCUUGCAUUGCAUCUUCGGCUAUUGAAAGAUGAAAGCAAGGUACCACUGGCUGUUCCACUUAGAAUGUUUGAAGUAUUCACUUCUACUAGCUCCGCUGAAACAUCUAUGACAUGCAGUGAAGCUGUCAAUAUUAUAGGAACAACAUUUUUAUACUUAGUUAAAAGAGGCUACUUCAAGGACUUACGUCUUCUGCUGUGUCAGAAAACACCACCAUUGUAUGGGCCUUCGCCCAAUCCACCUACACCACUCUGCGGAGCCUUGUUAGAUCUCAUACAGAGACCUCUUUAUCUAACCUCGCAGAUCAAUGUACCUGAAUACAGCGAUACAGUCAUGACCGAGUUCACCGCAGCAUUCCUAUGUAACCCAUACCCAGAGCCGGUAGAGAUGUUCAUAUUGCCGGCCCUCACGAGUGAUCCUAACAAGCGAUUCCCAUUUUUGGCUUUGUUACAUUGUUUAUAUAUGGACAAGUUUAGUUCGGGACGAUUAGUCAACGAUUCUUGGUUAUUGCAUUCCAUUUUAACACUAGAACCACCGGACUUCGCGAACAGUUUACUCAAAAUAGACAACACAAGACUGCCACAUAAUCGAAUUGUACUAGAAUAUUUGAAAAUCGUAGCAAAAUUAACCGUCAAUGUAUGCAAUAAGCAGAUAACAUACGAUUACGAGGACUCCUUGUACAGCCAAGAGACAGCGGCCGAUAACGACGAUGAUAGCGACAGUGACAAUGAGCCCAACCCGACGUCAAUACGUGAGCAAAUGUUGCUCACUAAAUGCAUAGAGCUGUUGAAUGAACCUGAUCGCUGUAUAAUGGUCACUUGCUCUCAUAUUACUGAGAGCGAUUUGUGUGAUGAAUUCCUCGAUAGCGUGUCGAAGAUAUGUCAUAAUCUACUUCUAAGUCAUAGGAUGGCGUUACAUAAGUAUAGGUUACUAUACACAUUAGCAUUUAAGCCAAUCUUCUUGCGUGAUCUUUGGCAGUGGCUCAGCAAUAUGAGCCACGAAUCCUCAUUCGGGGGAUCAGCCACCCCGUUGCUAUCCGCGCUGUCCCGCGGUAUGGGGGCAGAUACAUCUGUUAUGGGGGUUCACAAACUGUUGGCGCCGUUGGCAGUCUUCUGUGCAUUGUUCUCUCUGUUAAUUGGCACUCUACACGACACGGAGUUCUUCAGGGACACGCAUGGGGGUGAAAAAAUUAACAUAAUGAGUUCGUCUAGUGCGAAUUCUGGGCGAGCCCAUGCAUUUGCUUUCUCGGAGCUGGGAGGUUUAUGUCGCACGCUUAAACAAGUGUGCCUCGGAUUGGUGGAGCUCGCCUAUCCAGAGUACAGACCGUCUGUGAUUGGACAAUACAAGGACGCUGUGGGGACCUAUCAGCUAGAACUGUCUGAUAAGAACCAAACGCCCGCAUGGGCGCAUUUAUUUAAAGUAUGCACGCAACUUCUACGCGCGCUGUACGCCCGCGACGCGAGAUUGGGGUUCUGCAGCACACUGUGUGGGUGGGGCGUGGGUGGCGCGCACCCCGGCAGUCCAGUCAGCGACGCGUGGAUAGCGGCGGGGCCGGUGGUGCCGGGCGACGGCGCGGAGGCCGCGCUGGCCGCCGCGCGCACGCCCCGCUCCGCCCGUCCCUACCGAGCUUAUGUACCCAGGCUGGCGCAGUCCGACCAUGAUGAGGGUCCUCCAUUUACAAUCAAAGAACUGAGAACUGUUACAAUAUUGAGAGAAAUUCCAUUCGUCGUACCGUUUUCAACAAGGGUAUUGAUAUUUCAAGGUCUUCUAAUCAGGGAAAAACAUGAGCACUGGUACGAAAUGACGAACUUUAAUGAGGGUCCCUCAAUAAUCAUAAGUGUUCGACGUACGCAUUUAUAUGAGGAUGCAUUUGAUAAACUUAGUCCUGAUAAUGAGCCCGACCUGAAGCUGAAACUUCGCGUGCAACUAAUAAACCAGGCAGGCGCAGAAGAACUUGGUGUAGAUGGAGGCGGCUUAUUUAGAGAAUUCCUUUCCGAGCUUUUAAAAUCCGCUUUUGAUCCCAACCGAGGCUUGUUUCGUCUUACCAAAGACAACAUGUUGUACCCGAACCCGGGAGUGCAUUUGUUGUAUGAUGAUUUUCCUAUGCAUUAUUACUUCGUUGGAAGAAUAUUGGGAAAGGCUUUAUAUGAAAAUCUCCUAGUAGAACUACCUCUAGCGGAAUUCUUCCUAGCGAAAAUGUGUUCUACUCGGGAGCCAGAUGUCCACGCACUGGCGUCUUUGGACCCCGCCUUGUACAGGGGUCUACUGAUGCUGAAGUCGCAUAGGAGAGAGGAUGUUCCUGACCUAGGCUUGGACUUUACCAUUGUUAGCGAUGAAUUAGGAGAGCAGAGGAUAGAAGAAUUAAAACCGGGCGGUGCAAACAUUCCUGUGACAGCUGAAAAUAGGAUAGAAUAUAUUCAUCUUGUUGCUGACUACAAAUUGAAUAGACAAAUAAGGGCCCAAUGCAACGCAUUCAAACGCGGGCUCACGUCGGUGGUGAACGCGGAGUGGCUGCGGAUGUUCUCGUGCCGGGAGCUGCAGCUGCUGAUAUCGGGCGCGGAGGUGCCUAUCGACAUCGAUGACCUGCGGACGCACACGCAAUAUGGCGGCGGGUUCUCGGAGACGCACCCUACGGUGCAGUGCUUCUGGCGCGUGCUGGAGCAGUUCACGGAUGAGCAGCGGCGGCAGCUGCUCAAGUUCGUCACCAGCUGCUCCAGGCCGCCGCUGUUAGGAUUCAAGGAUUUACAACCACCAUUCUGCAUUCAGUCCGCGGGCGCGACAGACCGCCUGCCGUCCGCUUCGACUUGUAUGAAUCUUUUGAAGAUCCCGGAGUACCACUCGGAACAUUUGAUGUCCGAAAAGCUCCUGUAUGCGAUACAGUCCGGCGCGGGCUUUGAACUGAGCUAAGUAAAUCUAUUCAAGAGGAAUUGGUGUACCAACUUUUAUACAUAAAACAAAAUAUACCUAUUUCGCGAUAUACUAUUUAUAUACGGCCGUUAAUCUCAAUGUGAUAAACUAAGCUCCUAGUGUAGUAGGAACAUAUAUGUAAAUAAAUGUUACUUGAUUUCAUCGUCGUAUUUUUUUUAUGACGUUCUUGCUCAUACUAAAAUUUACAAAAUGUAGAGAUAUUUUUCGACUCUGUGAUGUAAUACUCAGAUAGGAGUAACGACACGUUUUUAGUUUGUGUUUGAAUUUUGUAUCUUUGUAAAUAAAUGUAGAAUAACAGUAAGUCAGAUUUAUCUUCUGGAGGCUGUAUGGGUAGAACGCAUACAAAUAUCAAAAAACCAUUGUGAUGGCUGUAGCGAAUGUUUUAGACCAGUUUAAAUUAUUAAUCUCACCUGAAAGUGUCAAAUAAAUUUGUUAAAACUUUA
Maniola jurtina (meadow brown) is the source of this 3997-nucleotide messenger RNA. RefSeq names its product ubiquitin-protein ligase E3C. The coding region runs from base 219 to 3533 and encodes 1104 amino acids. The record is from RefSeq and is a predicted model, not a curated record. The transcript has 21 exons. Lineage: Eukaryota; Metazoa; Arthropoda; Insecta; Lepidoptera; Nymphalidae. Gene Ontology annotation, biological process: protein polyubiquitination; ubiquitin-dependent protein catabolic process. Gene Ontology annotation, molecular function: protein binding; ubiquitin protein ligase activity.